Messenger RNA from Trichosurus vulpecula (common brushtail), 3838 nucleotides. RefSeq names its product KH domain containing 4, pre-mRNA splicing factor (gene KHDC4). The transcript is spliced from 13 exons. NCBI's taxonomy places the organism in Eukaryota, Metazoa, Chordata, Mammalia, Diprotodontia, Phalangeridae. Gene Ontology annotation, molecular function: RNA binding. Gene Ontology annotation, cellular component: nucleus. The record is from RefSeq and is a predicted model, not a curated record. The coding region runs from base 51 to 1571 and encodes 506 amino acids.
UUAGUGGUGUGGGGUGGUAGUUGGCGGGUGGUUGAGCUGAUCCUGUCGCCAUGUCCGCGGGGAGUGCGGCGCAUCCCGGGGGUGGCGGGCGCCGAAGUAAAUGGGACCAGCCAGCACCAGCCCCACUUCUCUUCCUCCCACCUGCUGCCCCUGGUGGAGAGAUUCCCAACAGUGGGGGGAGUCCUGGGGGAUCAGCAGCUGCUCCCUCAGGAGCCUUAGAUGCAGCAGCUGCUGUGGCAGCCAAAAUCAACGCUAUGCUGAUGGCUAAAGGAAAGCUCAAACCAACCCAAAAUGCUGUUGAGAAGCUUCAGGUCCCAGGCAAAGGCCUGGUCAGCAGUAAAAGCAAAGAUGACCUGGUGGUAGCUGAAGUGGAAAUCAAUGAUGUCCCCCUUACAUGCAGGAACUUAUUGACACGAGGACAGACUCAGGAUGAGAUCAGCCGCCUGAGUGGGGCUGCAGUCUCCACUAGAGGGAGGUUCAUGACAGCUGAGGAGAAAGCCAAAGUGGGACCCGGGGACCGUCCAUUAUAUCUUCAUGUUCAGGGCCAGACACGGGAGUUAGUAGACAGAGCUGUGAACCGAAUCAAAGAAAUCAUCACUAAUGGGGUUGUGAAGGCUGCCACAGGGACUAGUCCAACUUUCAAUGGAGCAACAGUCACUGUCUAUCACCAGCCUGCUCCUGUUGCCCAACUGUCACCAGCUAUUGGUCAGAAGCCUCCAUUCCAGUCAGGGCUGCAUUAUGUUCAAGACAAAUUAUUUGUGGGUCUGGAACAUGCUGUGCCCACAUUUAAUGUCAAGGAAAAGGUAGAAGGUCCCAGCUGCUCAUACUUGCAACAUAUUCAAAUUGAAACUGGCGCCAAAGUCUUCCUACGAGGCAAAGGCUCAGGCUGCAUAGAGCCGGCUUCAGGCCGUGAAGCUUUUGAACCAAUGUAUAUUUAUAUUAGUCAUCCCAAACCAGAAGGCCUUGCUGCUGCCAAGAAGCUCUGUGAGAAUCUCCUACAAACAGUUCAUGCGGAAUACUCUAGAUUUGUGAAUCAGAUUAACACUGCCGUUCCUUUACCAGGCUAUACACAACCCUCUGCUAUAAAUAGUGUCCCUCCUCAACCACCAUAUUAUCCAUCCAAUGGCUAUCAGUCUGGUUACCCUGUUGUUCCCCCUCCUCAGCAGCCAGUUCAGCCUCCCUAUGGAGUACCAGGCAUAGUGCCACCAGCUGUUUCAUUGGCACCUGGAGUCUUGCCAACGUUACCUACUGGAGUCCCACCUGUGCCAACACAAUACCCGAUUUCACAAGUGCAGCCUCCAGCUAGCACUGGACAGAGUCCGAUGAGUGGUCCUUUUCUUCCUGCUGCCCCUGUCAAAACUGCCUUGCCUACUAGUCCCCAGCCUCAGCCCCCACUCCCAGCCCAGCCCCAGGGGCAGAAGAGGCGGUUCACAGAGGAGCUACCAGAUGAACGAGAAUCUGGACUUCUGGGAUACCAGGUACAGGCUUCUCCAGUCAGAGUGAGAUCGAGGCUGCAGGAUCGAAGCCGGCAAGUUCCUCAGGCAAGGAGAGAGAGAGGGACAGGCAGUUGAUGCCUCCACCAGCUUUCCCAGUGACUGGAAUAAAAACUGAAUCUGAUGAAAGAAAUGGGUCUGGGGCCUUAUCAGGCAGCCAUGGUGAGUAUGGUGUAGGUGGGAGACUCUUUAGUCUGGGCUGUAGCUUUUAGCUUUCUUAUCUGAUGUUCACGUGGGUGAUCCUGAAUGAUAAACUGCUUUUCUUUAUGUUCAAACACAUAACCUGUAGAAACCUAACCUUUUAUCUUUUAACUAGUACGUCCAGGAAGAUUUUAGAAAAUAUUGUCAGUUUACAUGGCACAUAGCAUCAACUUCCACAUUUAAAACCCACCAAAAAGGCUACUAAUUGAAUUUUUAAAUUAAGUAGCAAAUUUCAAAAUUCAAAAGUAGCAUUGCAUGCUCUUUAGACACCAAGAGUUAACUUUCUCAGAACUAGUGAAGAUAAUGCUUAGGACCUUAUAGAUCUCACACUGAGCCAUUGCUCAAUCUGAGAAUCUCCCCUCUCAACCCAGAAUAGUUGCUCUGGACUGUAAAAGGUCCAUAGGAUGUGGUGCUUUUUCAUACAGUGGCCUUAUUAAAAAUAAACAGAGGCAAAUACAUUUCUUUUAUACUUAACUUCUUUCUUUUAACUCUUUAAAAAGGUGAAAUGUCAGUCCUUAGAAACUCACUUGCUAACUUUCCUUUUUUUUCUUUUUUGUGUUUCUUUUUCUUUCUCUUUUCUUACAUGGUUCUGGUGGAUUCACAUUUGCUGAUGCUGGUGCUGUUUUCGUGUGAUCUUCAACGGUUUUGGGUGACCAUUGACCCUGUGACCUCAAAAUGGUGUCCAACUAACCACUUACAAUUAACAUCUUUUUUUAUUAACAAUUUUAUGGUAUUAUCUUUUUUCUUGGUGGGGAUGGGGGUUGGGGUUGCAUUUCUCUAUUCUAGAUUAUCCAGCUAAGAAGAUGAAAACCACGGAAAAGGGAUUUGGGCUAGUAGCUUAUGCUGGGGAUUCAUCUGAUGAAGAGGAGGAGCAUGGAGGCCAUAAAAAUGCAAGUACUUUCCCACAGGGCUGGAGUUUGGGAUAUCAAUACCCUUCAUCACAGCAUCGAGCUAAACAACAAAUGCCUUUCUGGAUGGCCCCGUAGAAGACAACAAAGCAGAUCUUUGAUCAUCAGUGACUCUUCUCUAGCAAUAAUGCAUGUGUAUCACAUAACAGAACAGACUGUGGAGCUGGGGGAGCCAUCUUUAACAUUCCCAGAAGUUAGAGGUGCUGUGUCCCCUUUCAGAGGAGUUCCAUUCUUUUAAAAAUGUUAUUAUUUCUGCAGCAGCAUACCAUCCAUUAAAAGAUGUUUAGAAUCACAGGCUUACUUCAGGGGAGAGAGGAUGUCUUGAGAGAAGAUGAAAUGUGCUUGCUUGAUAAAAGGAGCAAAGUGUUGCUUGUGGUCUGGCCCCCAUGUUAUUUACAAAUAUAAGACCCCAGCUCUGACAUAGUACAAAUACUAUAUGUAUUUCCCUGCAGUCCAUGGAUGAUUAUAAGCAGUGGCAGCCAAAAUCUUGGCAUUAAUGGGGACAUAAUUUUGAGAUCUUACAUUCUACCUUUUAAUAUUUAAUUCUUCUGAGACCCUUUUCCAUAUUCCAUUGUUGGAUUACUUUUGUUUUGAGAAAUGCUGUUUUCUCAUUUGAGAAUCUUGGAUUUUACCAGUUCUUGGGUGGAAAGUGGAAAUUACUUCCUCAUCUUUAUUGGGAUUAGCUACAUACCAGCACCUUCAGCAUAUUUAUGUCUUAAGACAGUCAUUGCAACCUUAUUUCAUCACUUUAAACUUUCCCUCUCUUCAGCUGGUCCAGGUGAAACUCCUUGACUAUGAGCAGGUCAGAGCAUCUGAAGUUAUUCUCUUACUACUCUCAGUUUACCAGGUUCUUUUCCCAACUGCAUAGCUUAUCAUCAUGGAAAUUGUAUGUCUCCACAGAACUGGUUGCAGCUGUAGUAGAGAGACUUGACUGCUCUGACUAGGCUGGUGAAUCAUUUAGAAUGACUGAAAUUGCAGCUAGUUCCUUUUUUCUUGGCAUUACAAAGGUCUUGCCAAAAGAACUUUUUUUGUAUUGAGAAUAUUGAUAUGUGAAUCCACUGAGAACGUCGGUGCUGGCCUGCAGAGCAGGAGUUAGUGUUUGAGAUACUGGGACUGUCGUUUUUUGCACACUUGAACACUUUGCAGGCUGGCUUUGUAUAAAAUUUCUCUGGUUUCCUAUAUGUUGUAAAUAUUUAGAACCAUAAUUUCAUUAUAAAUAAAUAUAAAUAUUCUGCA